AUGAAGUCUGUACUCCAGCAAGGUCGUAUACCGAAGAAUCUCCAUGUUGAUCAGGGUAAAGAGUUCUACAACAACGAAUUCAAAGAUCUGAUGAAGCAGCACAAGAUAAAUCUUUAUUCAACAUUCAGCAAUCUCAAAGCACCCAUAUCUCGUGGUGGUUACAAGUGGACUGAUAUACUGGAGGACUUGGUGAAUACUUACAAUAACACCAAACACCGUACCAUCAAAAUGAAACCUGCUGAUGUUACCGCUGCUCAGGAGAAACAACUGCUUGAAAAAUCUAUCAACCUCUGCAAGCUAAAUCACAACAGAAGAAAAAUAAAUUCAAAGUUGAAUACAAGUCCAACAACAUGCAAGCUUGUUGACUACCAGGAUCAACCAAUACAAGGCGGAUUUUAUGAAGAGGAACUCAGUAAAGUCAAAUAUCCAGAGGUAUACUUAGUUGAAAAAAUAAUUCAGAAACGUGGAAAUAAAUACUAUGUUAAAUGGUUAGGAUUUGAUACUAAACAUAAUAGUUGGAUUAAUAAGACAGAUAUAUAA
Molecule: messenger RNA, 540 nt
Organism: Cotesia glomerata
Lineage: Eukaryota; Metazoa; Arthropoda; Insecta; Hymenoptera; Braconidae
Exons: 3
Coding region: 1-540 (179 amino acids)
Molecular function (GO): nucleic acid binding
Source: RefSeq, a predicted model, not a curated record